This is a messenger RNA of Mangifera indica (mango), 4015 nucleotides long. RefSeq names its product conserved oligomeric Golgi complex subunit 1-like. The record is from RefSeq and is a predicted model, not a curated record. Gene Ontology annotation, cellular component: COG complex; Golgi apparatus. Bases 192 to 3377 code for a protein of 1061 amino acids. The transcript has 6 exons. NCBI's taxonomy places the organism in Eukaryota, Viridiplantae, Streptophyta, Magnoliopsida, Sapindales, Anacardiaceae. Gene Ontology annotation, biological process: intra-Golgi vesicle-mediated transport.
AUUUAAAGUUUAAGUUAAAUCUGAACCAACAAAAAUCAAUUCAGAUCUGAAGACGAAGACGAGGAAGAAGAAGAAGAUUAAGAAGACGAUUUAUCACUGCAGAUCUGAAGCAGAGCUGAGCUCUUGUCUUCCUCACAUUUGAAAUUUAAUGAAUGUGUGAGUAAUUUCAUAAUUAUCAUCACUGUACAAUCAUGCGAGUGUUAUCAGCUUCUGCCGCCUCCGCAGGCGGCCGGAUGGCCACACCUGGCGGGGGAGGGUACCGAGACGCGGAGUCGCUCUUCCGCACCAAGCCGAUAUCGGAAAUCCGAAAUGUCGAACUCACCACCAAGAAACAGAUCGAGGAGAAGCAGGAGGAGUUGCGCCAGUUGGUGGGAACUCGUUACCGAGACCUGAUUGACUCGGCCGAUUCGAUUGUGCUGAUGAAAUCGUCUUGUGAGUCCAUUUCUUCUAACAUUUCUUCAAUUCAUUCGCACAUUCUCUCUUUGUCCGCCGAAACACCCAAAUUGGUCAGCCCUAGCCCUAAUAGACUUAAAAUUUAUGGCAUUGCAUGUCGUGUUAAGUACUUAGUUGAUACGCCGGAGAAUAUCUGGGGUUGUUUGGAUGAAUUUAUGUUUUUGGAGGCCGCAGCGAGGUAUGUGCGUGCCAAGCACGUGCAGUACAUUUUGAUUGAUGUUAAUAAAGAUAUGGAUCAGUUGAACUUUCCUUUGUUGCAGCAUCAGUGUCAAAUUGUGGAUAGUUUUAAGGUGCAGAUUUCCCAGAGGAGUCGAGAGCGUUUGUUAGAUAAAGGGCUUGGAGUUAAUGCUUAUGCUGAUGCUUUGGCUGCAGUUGCGGUGAUUGAUGAACUGGAGCCCAAGCAGGUUCUGGGUUUGUUCUUGGAAACUAGGAAAGCUUGGAUUUUUCAAACAUUGGGGAGUAAUUUUGCUUCUUCUGAUGUUGUUUCUGUGUUUUGUGAUGUUCUGACUGUUAUCCAAAUCACUGUAGCUCAGGUAGGGGAGUUGUUUUUGCAAGUACUAAACGAUAUGCCUUUGUUUUAUAAAGUUAUUUUGGGUUCUCCACCCGCUUCUCAAUUAUUUGGUGGGAUUCCGAAUCCUGAUGAGGAGGUUAGGUUGUGGAAGUCAUCUAGGGAUAAAUUAGAGGCUAUAAUGGUGACACUUGAAAAAGAUUAUAUUGCCAAGACAUGUUUUAGUUGGUUGAGGGAUUGUGGUGGGGAGAUUGUUAGUAAGAUUAAUGGCAAGUUUUUGAUUGAUUCAAUCAGUUCUGGCAAAGAACUUGGAUCAGCUGAGAAGAUGAUACGUGAGACCAUGGACAGUAAGCAGGUGUUGGAGGGUAGUUUGGAGUGGCUUAAGAAUGUGUUUGGAUCAGAGAUUGAAUUACCUUGGAGUAGGAUACGUGAGCUCAUUUUGGAAGAUGAUUCUGAUCUCUGGGAUGAGAUUUUCGAAGAUGCUUUUGUUCGGAGGAUGAAAAGGAUUAUUGAUUCAGGAUUUGAGAACUUGUCCAGAGUUGUGAAUGUGGCAGAGUCCAUUCGAGCAAUAGGAGGGGAUACUGCUGGUGGAGUGAUUGAUUUCCAAACAUACUUGAACAGACAUUCUACUGGUGGUGGGGUUUGGUUUAUUGAACCUAAUAUUGCUGCUAAGAAGGCUGGUCUAGCAUUUGGUCAUAAAGCAUCACAAGAAGAGAAUGAUUUUCAGACUUGUCUAAAUGCAUAUUUUGGUCCUGAAGUUAGUAGGAUCAGAGAUGCAGUUGACAAUUGCUGCCAGAGUGUACUUGAGGACCUGUUGAGUUUCUUAGAGUCUCCAAAGGCAUCUCUAAGGUUGAAAGAUCUUGCACCAUAUCUACAAAAUAAAUGUUAUGAAAGCAUGUCAAUUAUCUUGACAGAACUCAAGAGGGAGCUUGAUGAUUUAUAUGCUGCCAUGGAAAAAAGCACACAGGAUGGUCAGUCUUUGGCUUCACCUAUCAUUGUUGAAAAAUCACUAUUUAUUGGGCGACUUUUGUUUGCUUUCCACAACCACUCAAAGCACAUUCCAGUUAUACUUGGUUCUCCAAGGUUCUGGGGAAAAGAAACUAUGGCUGCUGUUUUUGAUAAAUUGUCACCUCUGUUGAGGCAAUCUGGAGUUGGUACUGAUGGUCCUGAUACCCCUGGAAGGCAAACACCCACUAGCUCCAGAAAACAAAGUUCAGCUGCUACUGCUGCGUUGCUUGGAGCAAAUGAAAGUGCAAGCCCAAAACUUGAAGAACUUUCUAAACUCACGAGAGAUCUCUGCAUUAUAGCUCACAGCUUGUGGAUAUCAUGGUUAUCUGAUGGGCUUUCUGUCAUUCUCUCACGGGAUCUUGGACAAGAUGAUGGAUUGUCAGCAACAACUCCCUUGAGGGGUUGGGAAGAGACAGUGGUCAAACAAGAGCAGUCUGAGGAGAACCAAUCAGAGCUGAAAAUUUCACUCCCAUCCAUGCCUUCCCUUUAUAUCAUCACAUUUUUGUGCCAAGCAUGUGAAGAGAUUCAUAGAAUUGGAGGGCAUGUACUUGACAAGUCAAUUCUGCAAAAAUUCGCAUCAAAAUUAUUGGAAAAGGUCAUAAACGUUUAUAUGGACUUCCUUUCUCCUAUAGAGGCACAUGGAUCACAAGUGUCAGAAAAAGGAAUUUUGCAAGUUUUGUUAGACUUAAGAUUUGCCGCUGACAUUCUUUCUGGGAGUGAUUCCAAUGUAAGCGAGGAGUUAUCCAAAAAUCCGAAAUCAAAGUUUUCUUUCAGGCGGAAGCAGGAUCAAAGCCAAAGAAAAUCUGCCAUUGGAGAGCGUGUUAAUGGUUUAAUCAAUCGUUUUGCACAAAGAUUGGAUCCCAUUGACUGGCUUACGUAUGAGCCAUAUCUGAGGGAGAAUGAGAGGCAAGCAUACCUGCGACAUGCUGUCCUCUUUGGUUUCUUUGUGCAACUAAAUCGGAUGUAUACAGACACUGUGCAGAAACUGCCUACUAAUUCUGAGUCAAAUAUUAUGAGAUGCUCUACAGUUCCUCGCUUCAAAUAUCUUCCUAUAAGUGCUCCAGCCCUCUCUUCAAGAGCUACUACUAAAACAUCCAUUCCAGCUGUUUCGGAUGAUAUCACUUCAAGAGGCUUCCUUAAAGCAUAUACCAACGGAGAGCUCUCUCAGAACCUUGAUUUAAAUGACAACUCAAGUUUUGGGGUAGCAGCACCAUUCUUAAAGUCUUUCAUGCAGGUAGGCAGCCGAUUUGGAGAGAGCACUUUGAAACUAGGAUCCAUUUUAACAGAUGGUCAAGUUGGCAUAUUCAAGGAUAGAUCAUCAUCUGCCAUGUCGACAUUUGGUGACAUUCUUCCUGCACAAGCUGCCGGACUUCUUUCUUCUUUCACUGCAACCAGAACAGAUUCUUGACUGCCUGUUUAGUCCUUCAGUCUCAUUCUUUUCUCAUACAUACUUUGGUGGAGAGGAACACUGAACUUCCAAAACACACGGAUGCUAUGCGAAAACAGUAUAUCAACUCUAUCCAUUUCAAGAAAAAGGGUAUGUACACAUUAUAUAUGAGUUAAAAUUCAUUUCUGUUUUCAGUCACAGUGGACCACUGGAUCCAAGUUGUUGGAAAAAUGUUCGUAUCCAGAACCAAAAAGGAGGAAGAAACAUGUGGAAGAUUGUGAAUCGAGGAAGUUGGAACCACGAAAAGGUAAAAUUUGUGAUCUGAUUUCUCUAUAGACCAAUUUGGUUAUUGUGAAUAUAGAGAGAAUUUGAGAGGGGAGAGGAUAUAGGUUUUAUCAUGUAAAGAAUUCAGGAGGCAGCACAGGAGGGUGUUUGGUGGAAGGGAAAAUUCAUCAGUCAAAACCAAAUCCCUAAUAGAUUUUCUCUUAGGAAUUUCACCCUUCCAUUUUUUUAUUUUUUUAUUUUUGGUUGCUUAAAAGUUUUCAAUAUAAAAAGAACAGAAAAGAAAGACAGAGAGGGAGAGAGAGGAUAAAAUCCCUUGUGGUACUGUUAUAUCUUGAAUAUAUGUUGUGUGAAAUAACAGAUUUAAUAGUCUUUUC